UCCCACCAACCAAACACCAGGUGGCACAGACAGAGGGAUAGAACAGCCACAACAGGCAUAUCCAGUGAAGGAGCAGAGGACCGGGAGGAUGACCGAGCAGCAGGGUGCCCCACAGCAGCUGGCUGCAGGGAAGAGCCAGGGAGGAGCCGGGGCGUCCUAUAAGGUGAUGCUGUUUCAGUUUGAAAAUUUCCAGGGCAAAAAGGCAGAGUUUUCAUCUGAGUGUAAAGAUGUAAAUGAGAAAGGUCUGGAAAAGGUGGCAUCUGUGAUUGUGGAGUCAGGCCCCUGGGUUGCCUACGAUCGCCACGGUUUCAAAGGAGAGCAGUUCAUUUUGGAGAAGGGUGAAUAUCCGCGCUGGGACACUUGGACCAACAGUCAGAACAGUCACUUCCUGCUCUCUCUCAGACCUCUCAAAGUGGACAGUGCUGACCACAAGCUCCACCUGUUUGAAAAUCCUGGAUUUUCUGGACAGCAGAUUGAAGUGGUUGAUGAUGAUGUGCCCAGUCUUUGGGGGCUUGGAUUCAAAGAUCGAGUAGCGAGUGUAAAGGCCCUCAAUGGAACAUGGGUUGGCUACCAGUAUCCUGGCUAUAGGGGGCGCCAAUUUGUUUUUGAGCGGGGAGACUUCAAGCAUUGGAACGACUGGGAAUCGCCCACCCCUCAGAUCCAGUCGGUGCGACGUGUGCGAGACAUGCAGUGGCACAAGAGGGGCUGCUUCAUCCCCCUGGACCCCUCUCCUGCUCCUGUCCCAGAUCCUGAUCCUGCCCCUGUCCCACCCCCUGCACCCUCUGCCAAAGCAGGACACCCCUAAUCAUACACCUGUCCCACCUGGAGACCACUGCCCUCUGAGAUGCCCUGUGCCUGCCCUCUGCUCCCAUUCUAACAUGACGAAAUGCUGCUUAUGCCCCGUGAGGAGUGCUAUGUUUUGAAUAAAAGCUGUCUGACCUUC
Molecule: messenger RNA, 943 nt
Organism: Periophthalmus magnuspinnatus
Lineage: Eukaryota; Metazoa; Chordata; Actinopteri; Gobiiformes; Gobiidae
Gene: crybb3
Product: crystallin, beta B3
Exons: 6
Coding region: 89-805 (238 amino acids)
Biological process (GO): visual perception; lens development in camera-type eye
Molecular function (GO): structural constituent of eye lens
Source: RefSeq, a predicted model, not a curated record